This is a messenger RNA of Trichomonas vaginalis G3, 672 nucleotides long. Its product is annotated as GTPase protein. Gene Ontology annotation, molecular function: GTPase activity; GTP binding. Lineage: Eukaryota; Parabasalia; Trichomonadida; Trichomonadidae. Bases 1 to 672 code for a protein of 223 amino acids. The transcript has a single exon. The record is from RefSeq and is a predicted model, not a curated record.
AUGGAGAAUCAGCGUAAAUAUAAGAUUUGCCUUUUUGGAGAUUCCGGUGUAGGUAAGACAGCCAUAGUUAAGAAAUGGCUUCAUCUCUCUUAUACAUCUGAGCAGGCACAACCUACUUUGGGGGCAGGAUGUUCAGAAACUGACAUUUUUAUUGAUGGCCAGCAAAGGCAUAUCCAAGUUUGGGAUACUGCUGGUGAAGAAAAGUAUAGAUCUAUGGUUCCAAUUUAUAUCAGAGGCGCGGUUGGCAUUUUAUUAGUUUUUAGUUUAACUGAUAGAUCUUCUUUUGAAUCUGUUCCUGAAUGGAUUAAAGCUGCUGACACAGAUUCAAGACCUACGAUUCUUUUAGUCGGAAAUAAAAGUGAUCUUACCGCUCAAAGAGCUGUUGAUUAUAACGAAAUUAUAGAAUUUGCGGCCCAAAGAAAUAUUGAUUACAUUGAAACUAGUGCUCAUACAGGAGCAAAUAUUGAUGAUGCUUUUAUUGCCCUUCUAUCACAGGUAAUUCCAAAAGUUACUGAGCCGGCUCAGCAAACUACUACUGUUCUUACUGAAACCAAGGGCGGAGGUUUUUGUGAUAUGGAAAAUGUUCGUUGCUCAAUUAUCUCACUAUUGGAUGGACUUUUAUCGAGCGAAAUUUUGGCUGUAAAGACAAUUCUGAUAUUGGUAACAUGGUGA